Racocetra persica is the source of this 309-nucleotide messenger RNA. The record is from the annotation of a GenBank genome assembly. NCBI's taxonomy places the organism in Eukaryota, Fungi, Glomeromycota, Glomeromycetes, Diversisporales, Gigasporaceae.
AUGGGAUUUGAUUUUUUUUCCUCUGUCCUUUGUCUUUAUGGUGGUUCGGUGGCCGGGUUGCUAGGCUUAGUCUCGACCGAAAGAAUUACUACUCAUUUUAAUCCAUGCUUUAGUGAGUCGCCACCGGCAAGCACCCACCUCUGUUUCAGACAAUUUAAUUUUGUGGCUCAAAUACCUGCAGUGGCUAAAAAAUUGGACGGGGUUGCCGCCAAGAUUCCAGAAUAUAUAACCAAUGUUGAAACAAAAGACGACCACGAAAAGUUAGGAACGAUUGAAGAAAUGAAAGUGGCUAAGAUCAAAAAGGAAAAA